Messenger RNA from Tricharina praecox, 1560 nucleotides. RefSeq lists its product as uncharacterized. Lineage: Eukaryota; Fungi; Ascomycota; Pezizomycetes; Pezizales; Pyronemataceae. The transcript is spliced from 3 exons. The record is from RefSeq and is a predicted model, not a curated record. The coding region runs from base 219 to 1235 and encodes 338 amino acids.
GCUAUAACUACUACUUAUAUAUACCGGUCCAGUCCCUCGUGCCUGGCGAGUGCUCCGGAUCCUGCAAGUGCGAUCACGCCUCUCGAAAAGCUCCUCCGUGCCAUGGUCACUUGCGAGCCUCUCACAACUCCCUAAUACCUACAUACAUACCUACAUACCCGCCUUUUAGUCGGUAUCUAAAUCGAAAUCAUCAUCAUCAUCGAAAACAUCACAUCACCAUGAAGACCUCCACAAUGGUCGCCGUCGAGGCCGUGGGCCUCACCAUCAGCGCCAUCCUUAUCAUCCUCCGCGUCGUCAUCCUCUUCCGCCGGCGAGUCUGCCUCACUACGCUCGAGUUGCUGAGUGCCAUAUGCAUGAUAGUCGCCUGUCUGUGCACUAUCUUCAUCAUGGGCUCCUGGGUGAAUCAAGGAGGAACCAUCCUUCGCUGGAUCUCGGAAGGCAAAACCGAAGCCCAGAUCCGGGCGAAGCUGUCGACCCCGGAACCACUCAAGAUCGUGUACGCCGUCGACAUCGCCACCAUAUUCGCGCUGUGGCUGUCGAAGGCCUCCUUUUUGGCCUCGUAUGCCCCCGCAUACCGCGGCUUCGAACCCAGACUGCGGGCGCUGUUCGCUAUCACCAUCGGGAUCACCGCCGUCACCUUUUGUGCCUCGUUUGGGAUGUUUACGUUCUAUUGCUAUCCCAUCGAGAAGAACUGGCAUCCGCACGCCGGACCAGGCGGCAUCUGCAUCAUUGCCGUCGCCUUCGCGCCGCUCGUAACCGCCUGCGUUCUCAACGUUUUCACCGAUUUCUUCGUCCUCGCGGUCCCCAUCUUCGCCCUCCUGCAGCUCCCACGCCGAUCGCGAACCCAGCGCUACGGCGUAGCGACCAUCGUCGCCCUCGGCGUGAUCUCAGUGAUCGUCAGCUUCUACCGGAUCAUCGACGCCAAGGUCGGCGGCUACACCGACGGCCAGUUCCUGACGCUCGCGAAGCGCAACGUGCACAUCGUCGGCACAAUGGUCAUGGUCGUGCCAGUGCUCGUUGCGUUCUCGCUGCCGAAUCUGCGAGUGUUCUGGCGCGGCGGGAAGGAGCCCGGCGCCAAUGGGUACUAUGGGCAGCGGAGCGAGGAGCGGUCUGGACCGACGCCGCAGGUGGACCCGCGCGGCGUCAUCGGUGACGGCGAUAGUUAUCACAAUCUGGUGCCGGGGAAUUCUAUGAAGGCCGAUGCGAUCAUUAUGCACCACCGAGGUCGCGUAUGAUCGGUCGGCUGACCGUUGUAAUGGGGAAUGAAUAUGACUCAAAUCAAACUAUCGGAGCCUCGUGCGAGUAGUAAGCGGGAGGAGCACGGGUGUCGGCGGACGCCUGUUCCACUCAGAGACGUCCUGCUGAAGUAGUGGUCGCUACCUAUGAUGUACAUAGCCAGUUGUUCGCGCCCGAUCCCAUCUGCACCGCAGCAUUUCAGCAUCAAUCACAUCCGAGCAGUGGAAGACGGGAGCGACAACAUCUCUUCUGGAGGAGAGGGUGGGGGAGCAUGGGGGAGCAUGGGGGAACAGGAAGAAAAACCAAGGGGUACGUGUUGGAGAG